Molecule: messenger RNA, 345 nt
Organism: Pollicipes pollicipes
Lineage: Eukaryota; Metazoa; Arthropoda; Thecostraca; Pollicipedomorpha; Pollicipedidae
Product: DNA-binding protein D-ETS-6-like
Exons: 2
Coding region: 1-345 (114 amino acids)
Molecular function (GO): sequence-specific DNA binding
Source: RefSeq, a predicted model, not a curated record
AUGUUCGACCCCAGUGCCAGCGUGACCCGGCGGCCGGCUCCGGUUACAGACCCGCGCACCUGGACCGUGGAGCACAUCCACGCGUGGCUGCGUUGGGCCGAGCGCAAGUUCGAGCUGGCGCCGCUGGACGUGCGGCCGUUUCCGAGCACGGGCCGCCAGCUGUGCGAGCUGAGCCGAGCCCAGCUGGCCGCUCUGGUCGGCACCCGCACCGCCAAGUGUCUGCGCUUCCACCUGCACUCGCUCAAGAAACGCGUGGGCGCCGACUCCGGCAGCGAGGACGAGAGCCCGCCGGCCUCGCCAGCCUCCUCGCCGCUCUCGGCCGAAGGGCGCCUGGCGUCGAUAUGA